Messenger RNA from Mytilinidion resinicola, 1896 nucleotides. RefSeq lists its product as uncharacterized. The transcript has a single exon. Bases 230 to 1540 code for a protein of 436 amino acids. The record is from RefSeq and is a predicted model, not a curated record. NCBI's taxonomy places the organism in Eukaryota, Fungi, Ascomycota, Dothideomycetes, Mytilinidiales, Mytilinidiaceae.
UGGCUGGUUGUUUGAGAGUGGUUGCUAACGGCGGUUGCGGUGUAGGUACGGCGAUGAGGCGGAGUUUCAUCCGAGGAAUCCGCUGCUGGAGACGGUUUCGGUGCCGUCGCAGACGCUGCUGAGGAAUAAUCUUGAGAUUCUGGUUGCGGGGCUUGAUGUUGGGGUUGGAGGGGGACGGGCGAGUGGGGAGGAUAGUCCUGCUGAUGCGAUUCUGAUACCGAGUUUGCAGAUGCCGUCGGAGGGGUCUGGACGGGUGACGUUGGUCACGUAUCCGGUGCACAAGGCGAUUGUUGUGGGGGACGGAUUGGAGAGUGGUAUUGCGUAUGGACGGUAUACAGCAGACGCCACUUCACAGAACAUACCGCCGGAGGUGGUCAAGGUGGCUAUUGGGAUACCGGCACCUCAAGAUACAGUGGAGGAUCGACUCUCGAAGGGAGUAACAGCAGUGGAUUUAGAGGUCGCGGCCAAAGCUCUUGCAAAAUUUAGGGAGUCAAUCGCAAACUCAGUCGCCUACGAACACGGAUGGUACAGCAGCGGACUGCCUGCCAUCACUGAGUGGCUAGCGGACGGUCUGAACCAACAGGCCUCGAAGCUCAAACCAGCCGUCAAGUACCUGAUCCUAUCCACUCUCGACGACAUAGAAACCAAGAUUACGGAGGAAGACGCGGAGCGCCUGAAUCAGCUCGUCGCAUCAACUAUUCCCCAACACACGCGGACGUCAAUCCUCGACUCUCUCAGAAUAUGGGCCGAGCACGCGCACACCGAGCUGCGCGACCAACUCGAAGGCGCCUUCGCCGGCAAGAACUGGCGCAAAAUCGCAUGGUGGAAGCUCUUCUGGCGCGUCGACGACGUCAGCAUGGUUGCAUCCGAAGUGCUCGAACGCCGCUGGCUGGUCGACGCCGAAAAAGGCUCCAUCUACAUCACCGGGCGACUCGAGGAAGCAGGACUCUUCAAGGGGCAAACGAGGCCUGGCGAAGAAGUCCUCACGAAAAGCCCUGAGAAGCCUCUUCAAGAUGCUGGUUUCACGAGUCCAGUGUCGCCCUUCAAGUGGAGGGAGGUGGCACAGUACAAGGCAGCGCUCGUUGAGGAUGGCGAAGUGCACAUCCCAGACCCGAGGCCCUGGCCGAUGCAGAUUCCGAUCAUGCGCGCGCUGCUGCUGAAGGAUACGGUGCCGCCGCUACAAGCGCUCGCGCAGAGCCUUGUGAUAUCGACGCUCUCGACGGCGUCGCUUUCGUCGGCGCUCUCGGCGCUCAUCUACCUCUCCGUGCCCUCCCUCUCUGUGGUCGAGUCAGCCGCUGUAGCGAUCUUCGGCGUCGUGUGGUCUAUGCGGCGCAUGCAAGUAAGAUGGGAAGAGGCUCGAGAGGCAUGGCAGGGCGAGAUCACGGAGGAGGGGCGGAAAGCACUGAAGUACACUGAAGACCUGGUCGCUGAGAUUGUGAAGACAGGCGGGCAGCCAGACGAGGACGUAGACGGCGUAGAGAGGAGGCGAGAGGCGAGGGAGGCCGUGCAGAGGGUCAGGGAACUGUUGCAACACUUGUAGGAUUACUGUAAUGUACAAAAGCGCAUAGGGCAUAGGGCGGGUAUCUGGGCUUUGUAAUGUAGCAAGCACAGUGCGGUUGAGUUGGGACGGAAGAUCUUGGGCAUAGUCGUCAUCGCUCACUCCUCCUCCGCACUUCAUAUGUCUUUCUCUCCCUUAGGCUGUCUUGAGAGAAAAGCCUUCCGAUGCUCAAAGGCGUUGAGUCUCGAGUGUAUUCCUCUCGAAAUAAUAACCAGAGCGCGAAAAUCACGUCUGAAUCGCGUGGACUGGCUUCCACAUCCCCGAAUCCUCAUCAUCUCAUUCUCCAAAUUCUCACUUGGUCGAAGCACCACUCACUCAGUAUUAAUCACCACAAACAC